This is a messenger RNA of Drosophila busckii, 690 nucleotides long. RefSeq lists its product as uncharacterized. The record is from RefSeq and is a predicted model, not a curated record. Lineage: Eukaryota; Metazoa; Arthropoda; Insecta; Diptera; Drosophilidae. Bases 25 to 663 code for a protein of 212 amino acids. The transcript has 2 exons.
ACUCUGUUAGAGACGGCAGUUGUCAUGUCAAUCAUACUGUUUUUGUGCGCGUUAAGCGCCACUGCUGCGGCCACGCCCAUAAGGCGCGCAUUGGUGCAACAGGAUGCGCCGCUGCUGCAGCCGCAUGUGAUAACCAUAGAGCGUUUGGAGCAGCUGCUGCGUCGAGCCGGUGAAAUCUUUGCACCUAUGCACGAGGAUUCACUCUCCUCAGCCAGCGAGCCGGAGCCGCAGUUGGCGCCACAUCAGUAUAUGCUGCCACCCACUGAACAGCCUUAUAAUUUUUAUCUGCCGCUCUUUGACUAUGAAGAUCCCAAGAUGGAUGCCAAGAGUCGACGACUGGCAAAGAUAGCGCCGCCAAAACUUCAGCAGGAGCGCAAUUAUUAUGCCGACAAGCCAAAGAAGACGCCUAAGAAAUUCGAUGCUGCUGCCAAGCAUGUUAACCUUAAAUGGUUAAAUACCUAUGAGCAGGCAGUGGGUGGUCAGGCGCCCAAGGCUAUUUAUUUGGAGCAGGAUGAGCGUAAUCGUAUUAACUUUGACGACUCGUUUUUUGCUGUUGAUAUGCAUGUAAAAUCACCUGAUAAUCAACACCAGGACGAUCAGGCAGAGGACGAUCUAAUGGCGGCGCCUGCUCAUGCCAACACGCGCUGGACGGCUGUUAACUAAUUGUAGUCAGUUAUAAAAAAUGCAAAC